This is a messenger RNA of Symbiodinium sp. CCMP2592, 10251 nucleotides long. The record is from the annotation of a GenBank genome assembly. Lineage: Eukaryota; Dinophyceae; Suessiales; Symbiodiniaceae.
AUGCAGGGCUUGGUGCGCGUGCCGGACUUCACGACGGGGAAGGUAACAGUCGGAGAUGUUCAUGUUCAUGGAAGUGGCGAAUGCGAUCAGCUAGGUUUGGGUGACGAUAUGCGAGAGCGCAAGAAGCCCACGAUCUUGAAGUCCCUGAUCGGGAAAAGCAUUUGCGAAAUUGCUGUGGGUGCCAUGCACGUUCUUUGCCUUUCCACAGGGGGAGCUUUGUACAGCUGGGGCUGCAACGAUGAUAGGGCCCUGGGCAGAGCUCCUUCGGAUGGUUCGGACGGUGGCCCGUCGGAUGUAGAGCCACAUCUGGUGACAAUGCCAAGUGGAGUCGCCGUUCGCCAUGUUUCGUGUGGAGACUGCCAUAGCUGUGCCUUGGAUGAGAAGCGCCGGGUCUGGUCAUGGGGAACGUACAAGGAUUCCAACGGUUAUAUCGGCAUCGCACAGAAGCGCAAGCAGGAAGCGGAGGUCCUGGAGAAGAGCGCAGAACCGACGCUGGUCCUGGAGGGGUGCCUGCAAAUUGCAAGUGGUGCCAACCACACGGUGGCGCUAGCAGCUCCGAGUGGUCACUAUCAGGUGUUUGCGUGGGGCUCUAAUGCCACGGGACAGCUUGGUCUGCAAGACGCUUGUGGAUUCUCCGAGCGCACCCUGCCGUGCUCGGGCAGCGUUGCAGGCCUGGCACCGCGUGAAGGCGGAGGCUGUGAAGUCGCUGGCGAGCAGGUCGUGCGCAUUCAUGAAGCUGAUGGCUCUGUGCGUGCUGCUACUUCCAUGACUGCCGAACAGGUCCAGCAAGCCGUGGUGCAAGGUGCAACUGCCCUGGUUCUGCAGGUUGCAGAGCGAGAGGUCCCCAAACCAGAGAAGCAGAAACUGCUACAGCCACAACACGUACCGCUGGAAGUGGCUGCUGGGGAGCUUGUUGCUUCCGGGGUGCAUGCCAGCGCCGAGUGCAGCUUCAUAACAUUCGAGGACGGUGCCGUUUUCGGUUGUGGGUUGAACGGCCAUGGCCAGGUUGGACUUGGGUUUGUGAGCAUGGCCGUGCAGCAGCUUCAGGCAGUGCCCGCUGUGCGAUGGGCUUCUUGGAUAGGCGGUGGGCUGGACAGUGCCGCAGCGCUGGUGGAUGGACGCGUGUUCACUUGGGGCAAGGCAGAGGAAUGCGGCAUCGGCUUGGGGGAGAAGGAUGCUCCGGUGCUGCAGCCUCGAGAAGUUCAGGGGCUUCCGAGAGUUCGAGCACUGCGUUGUGGAGGCCAUCACAUGUUGGCCAGCACGGAGGGCGGAGACCUAUUUGUGUGGGGUUGUGGCUUGACGCAUCAGCUCGCCAACCGGCCACGGGACGUGUCAAACCCCGCUGAUGCAGAUGAGGAGCCCACAGAUGAGCUGAGACCCUACCACGUGUCUUCGAAGCAGCUGCAGUCGCGCUUUGUGAUUGUGGCAGAUGGGGGAGCUCAGCACAGCGUGGAGCUAGCAUGGGGAGGCGAGUACAGCACGCUCAGGCAGGACGAAGCUGUCAACGUGAUAUCAGAUGCGCUUGCCGGUCACCUGCGAUCGGGUGCCCAUGGGUCUGCACACCCUUCCAAUAUCUGCCCCAUCAGCCGGAACACGAAGCGGUUGGAGUACAACUGGUUCGGAUUGAACCUUUCGGUCAUUGUGCUGAAAGAAAACUGCUUCGCUGGCUUCGCGAACUUGGAUGAUGGCAAGUGGAAGUGCGACACCUGCUCCUUGCGCUGGGAUGAGAGCACGAUCCAAUGCAAGGCCUGUGAAAGCUACAAGCCGGGCUUUUCUGCAGAAGAUGCAGCCAAGAUUGAGGCCGAGAAGGAAGCCCGCAAGGCCUCGACCAUAGCCAUGUUUCGAAGCUCAUCCGAUGCAAAACCGACAGGCUUUGCUUUCGGGAGCGCUAGCACAAGUGGCACGGCCUUUGGCACAAGCACAGCUGGGUCACUGGUUUUUGGCUUCAGUGCGGGCACUCCUGCACAAUCUGGCGGUAUCGGCGCACCUGGAAGUUUUGGCAGCGGCUUUGGCCAGAGCGGCAGCGGCACGGGUGCUGUCACCUUCGGUUUCGGAAGCCAAGCCGUCAACUUUGGAAUCACUGCAGAUUCCGCACUGGCCAGCGCCAAGACGAAGGUGUUGGACGAGCCGCCGGACUUCACUGCGACAGGGAAGGUACCUGUCGGAGAUGUUUUUGUUCAUGGAAGUGGCGAAUGCGAUCAGCUAGGUUUGGGUGAUGAUAUGCGUGAGCGCAAGAAGCCCACGAUCUUGAAAUCCCUAAUCGGGAAAAGCAUUUGCGAAAUUGCUGUCGGUGCCAUGCACGUUCUCUGCCUUUCCACAGGGGGAGCUUUGUACAGCUGGGGCUGCAACGAUGACGGGGCCCUGGGCAGAGCUCCUUCGGAUGGUUCGGACGGUGGCCCGUCGGAUGUAGAGCCACAUCUGGUGACAAUGCCAAGUGGAGUCGCCGUUCGCCAUGUUUCGUGUGGAGACUGCCAUAGCUGUGCCUUGGAUGAGAAGCGCCGGGUCUGGUUAUGGGGAACGUACAAGGAUUCCAACGGUUAUAUCGGCAUCGCACAGAAGCGCAAGCAGGAAGCGGAGGUCCUGGAGAAGAGCGCAGAACCGACGCUGGUCCUGGAGGGGUGCCUGCAAAUUGCAAGUGGUGCCAACCACACGGUGGCGCUAGCAGCUCCGAGUGGUCACUAUCAGGUGUUUGCGUGGGGCUCUAAUGCCACGGGACAGCUUGGUCUGCAAGACGCUUGUGGAUUCUCCGAGCGCACCCUGCCGUGCUCGGGCAGCGUUGCAGGCCUGGCACCGCGUGAAGGCGGCGGCUGUGAAGUCGCUGGCGAGCAGGUCGUGCGCAUUCAUGAAGCUGAUGGCUCUGUGCGUGCUGCUACUUCCAUGACUGCCGAACAGGUCCAGCAAGCCGUGGUGCAAGGUGCAACUGCCCUGGUUCUGCAGGUUGCAGAGCGAGAGGUCCCCAAACCAGAGAAGCAGAAACUGCUACAGCCACAACACGUACCGCUGGAAGUGGCUGCUGGGGAGCUUGUUGCUUCCGGGGUGCAUGCCAGCGCCGAGUGCAGCUUCAUAACAUUCGAGGACGGUGCCGUUUUCGGUUGUGGGUUGAACGGCGAUGGCCAGGUUGGACUUGGGUUUGUGAGCAUGGCCGUGCAGCAGCUUCAGGCAGUGCCUGCUGUGCGAAAGGCUUCCUGGAUAGGUGGUGGACUGCACAGCACCGCAGCGCUGGUGGAUGGACGCGUGUUCACUUGGGGCAAGGCGGAGGAAUGCGGCAUUGGCUUGGGGGAGAAGGUUUUGGAAGCUGCAUGCAUACUUGGGCUUCCAGCAUUGUUGCAGGACCCUCCGGUGCUGCAGCCUCGAGAAGUUCAGGGGCUUCCGAGAGUUCGAGCACUGCGUUGUGGAGGCCAUCACAUGUUGGCCAGCACGGAGGGCGGAGACCUAUUUGUGUGGGGUUGUGGCUUGACGCAUCAGCUCGCCAACCGGCCACGGGACGUGUCAAACCCCGCUGAUGCAGAUGAGGAGCCCACAGAUGAGCUGAGACCCUACCAAGUGUCUUCGAAGCAGCUGCAGUCGCGCUUUGUGAUUGUGGCAGAUGGGGGAGCUCAGCACAGCGUGGAGCUAGCAUUUGGUGGCCAGUACAGCACGCUCAGCCAGGACGGAGCUGCGCCCGUUAGUGCCAGUGUCUCGGCCGUUGUGAGUAGUGAUCCUGCCUCGGAGCCGCCGAUGAAGAGGAGAGCCACAGAGAAGGAAGUUGCAGAUGGCGUGCAGUCUGCAGUCGAUGGUGCGAGCAAGCUCAUCUUCGCUCCUGAGACUUCUCCUGAGUCUGUGAAGCCAACAGGCUUUGGUUUCGCGAGUGCUGGCACAAGCAGCACGGCCUUUGGCACAGGCACAGCUGGGUCACUGGUUUUUGGCUUCAGCGCGGGCACUCCUGCACAAUCUGGCGGUAUCGGCGCACCUGGAAGUUUUGGCAGCGGCUUUGGCCAGAGCGGCAGCGGCACGGGUGCUGUCACCUUCGGUUUCGGAAGCCAAGCCGUCACCUUUGGAACCACUGCAGAUUCCGCACUGGCCAGCGCCAAGACGAAGGUGUUGGAAGAGCAGCCGGACUUCACAACGACAGGGAAGGUACCUGUCGGAGAUGUUUUUGUUCAUGGAAGUGGCGAAUGCGAUCAGCUAGGUUUGGGUGAUGAUAUGCGUGAGCGCAAGAAGCCCACGAUCUUGAAAUCCCUAAUCGGGAAAAGCAUUUGCGAAAUUGCUGUCGGUGCCAUGCACGUUCUCUGCCUUUCCACAGGGGGAGCUUUGUACAGCUGGGGCUGCAACGAUGACGGGGCCCUGGGCAGAGCUCCUUCGGAUGGUUCGGACGGUGGCCCGUCGGAUGUAGAGCCACAUCUGGUGACAAUGCCAAGUGGAGUCGCCGUUCGCCAUGUUUCGUGUGGAGACUGCCAUAGCUGUGCCUUGGAUGAGAAGCGCCGGGUCUGGUUAUGGGGAACGUACAAGGAUUCCAACGGUUAUAUCGGCAUCGCACAGAAGCGCAAGCAGGAAGCGGAGGUCCUGGAGAAGAGCGCAGAACCGACGCUGGUCCUGGAGGGGUGCCUGCAAAUUGCAAGUGGUGCCAACCACACGGUGGCGCUAGCAGCUCCGAGUGGUCACUAUCAGGUGUUUGCGUGGGGCUCUAAUGCCACGGGACAGCUUGGUCUGCAAGACGCUUGUGGAUUCUCCGAGCGCACCCUGCCGUGCUCGGGCAGCGUUGCAGGCCUGGCACCGCGUGAAGGCGGAGGCUGUGAAGUCGCUGGCGAGCAGGUCGUGCGCAUUCAUGAAGCUGAUGGCUCUGUGCGUGCUGCUACUUCCAUGACUGCCGAACAGGUCCAGCAAGCCGUGGUGCAAGGUGCAACUGCCCUGGUUCUGCAGGUUGCAGAGCGAGAGGUCCCCAAACCAGAGAAGCAGAAACUGCUACAGCCACAACACGUACCGCUGGAAGUGGCUGCUGGGGAGCUUGUUGCUUCCGGGGUGCAUGCCAGCGCCGAGUGCAGCUUCAUAACAUUCGAGGACGGUGCCGUUUUCGGUUGUGGGUUGAACGGCGAUGGCCAGGUUGGACUUGGGUUUGUGAGCAUGGCCGUGCAGCAGCUUCAGGCAGUGCCUGCUGUGCGAAAGGCUUCCUGGAUAGGUGGUGGACUGCACAGCACCGCAGCGCUGGUGGAUAGACGCGUGUUCACUUGGGGCAAGGCAGAGGAAUGCGGCAUUGGCUUGGGGGAGAAGGACCCUCCGGUGCUGCAGCCUCGAGAAGUUCAGGGGCUUCCGAGAGUUCGAGCACUGCGUUGUGGAGGCCAUCACAUGUUGGCCAGCACGGAGGGCGGAGACCUAUUUGUGUGGGGUUGUGGCUUGACGCAUCAGCUCGCCAACCGGCCACGGGACGUGUCAAACCCCGCUGAUGCAGAUGAGGAGCCCACAGAUGAGCUGAGACCCUACCAAGUGUCUUCGAAGCAGCUGCAGUCGCGCUUUGUGAUUGUGGCAGAUGGGGGAGCUCAGCACAGCGUGGAGCUAGCAUUUGGUGGCCAGUGCAGCACGCUAAGCCAGGACGGAGCUGCGCCCAUUAGUGCCAGUGUCUCGGCCGUUGUGAGUAGUGAUCCUGCCUCGGAGCCGCCGAUGAAGAGGAGAGCCACAGAGAAGGACGUCGCAGAUGGCGUGCAGUCUGCAGUCGAUGAUGCGAGCAAGCUCAUCUUCGCUUCUGAGACUUCUCCUGAGUCUGUGAAGCCAACAGGCUUUGGUUUCGGAAGUGCUGGCACAAGUGGCACGAGCUUUGGAACAGGCACAGCCGGGUCAGUGGUUUUCGGCUUCAGCGCAGGAACUGCCGCCCAAUCCAUCGAAGAAAGCAUGAGGCUCCCCCAGGAAAACUGCUUCGCUGGCUUCGCGAACUUGGAUGAUGGCAAGUGGAAGUGCGACACCUGCUCCUUGCGCUGGGAUGAGAGCACGAUCCAAUGCAAGGCCUGUGAAAGCUACAAGCCGGGCUUUUCUGCAGAAGAUGCAGCCAAGAUUGAGGCCGAGAAGGAAGCCCGCAAGGCCUCGACCAUAGCCAUGUUUCGAAGCUCAUCCGAUGCAAAACCGACAGGCUUUGGUUUCGGGAGCGCUAGCACAAGUGGCACGGCCUCUGGCACAAGCACAGCUGGGUCACUGGUUUUUGGCUUCAGUGCGGGCACUCCUGCACAAUCUGGCGGUGCUGGCGCACCUGGAAGUUUUGGCAGCGGCUUCGGCAGUGGCUUCGGCAGCGGCUUUGGCCAGAGCGGCAGCGGCACGGGUGCUGUCACCUUCGGUUUCGGAAGCCAAGCCGUCACCUUUGGAACCACUGCAGAUUCCGCAGUUGCCAAAUCAAGGAGUUGGACUGAUGAUGGCAUAGCGCCUGGGUUCAAACAAAGGAGUUGGACGAAGGUGUUGGACGAGCCGCCGGACUUCACUGCGACAGGGAAGGUACCUGUCGGAGAUGUUUUUGUUCAUGGAAGUGGCGAAUGCGAUCAGCUAGGUUUGGGUGAUGAUAUGCGUGAGCGCAAGAAGCCCACGAUCUUGAAAUCCCUAAUCGGGAAAAGCAUUUGCGAAAUUGCUGUCGGUGCCAUGCACGUUCUCUGCCUUUCCACAGGGGGAGCUUUGUACAGCUGGGGCUGCAACGAUGACGGGGCCCUGGGCAGAGCUCCUUCGGAUGGUUCGGACGGUGGCCCGUCGGAUGUAGAGCCACAUCUGGUGACAAUGCCAAGUGGAGUCGCCGUUCGCCAUGUUUCGUGUGGAGACUGCCAUAGCUGUGCCUUGGAUGAGAAGCGCCGGGUCUGGUUAUGGGGAACGUACAAGGAUUCCAACGGUUAUAUCGGCAUCGCACAGAAGCGCAAGCAGGAAGCGGAGGUCCUGGAGAAGAGCGCAGAACCGACGCUGGUCCUGGAGGGGUGCCUGCAAAUUGCAAGUGGUGCUAACCACACGGUGGCGCUAGCAGCUCCGAGUGGUCACAAUCAGGUGUUUGCGUGGGGCUCUAAUGCCACGGGACAGCUUGGUCUGCAAGACGCUUGUGGAUUCUCCGAGCGCACCCUGCCGUGCUCGGGCAGCGUUGCAGGCCUGGCACCGCGUGAAGGCGGAGGCUGUGAAGUCGCUGGCGAGCAGGUCGUGCGCAUUCAUGAAGCUGAUGGCUCUGUGCGUGCUGCUACUUCCAUGACUGCCGAACAGGUCCAGCAAGCCGUGGUGCAAGGUGCAACUGCCCUGGUUCUGCAGGUUGCAGAGCGGGAGGUCCCCAAACCAGAGAAGCAGAAACUGCUACAGCCACAACACGUACCGCUGGAAGUGGCUGCUGGGGAGCUUGUUGCUUCCGGGGUGCAUGCCAGCGCCGAGUGCAGCUUCAUAGCAUUCGAGGACGGUGCCGUGUUCGGCUGUGGGUUGAACGGCGAUGGCCAGGUUGGACUUGGGUUUGUGAGCAUGGCCGUGCAGCAGCUUCAGGCAGUGCCUGCUGUGCGAAAGGCUUCCUGGAUAGGUGGUGGACUGCACAGCACCGCAGCGCUGGUGGAUGGACGCGUGUUCACUUGGGGCAAGGCAGAGGAAUGCGGCAUUGGCUUGGGGGAGAAGGACCCUCCGGUGCUGCAGCCUCGAGAAGUUCAGGGGCUUCCGAGAGUUCGAGCACUGCGUUGUGGAGGCCAUCACAUGUUGGCCAGCACGGAGGGCGGAGACCUAUUUGUGUGGGGUUGUGGCUUGACGCAUCAGCUCGCCAACCGGCCACGGGACGUGUCAAACCCCGCUGAUGCAGAUGAGGAGCCCACAGAUGAGCUGAGACCCUACCAAGUGUCUUCGAAGCAGCUGCAGUCGCGCUUUGUGAUUGUGGCAGAUGGGGGAGCUCAGCACAGCGUGGAGCUAGCAUUUGGUGGCCAGUACAGCGCGCUCAGCCAGGACGGAGCUGCGCCCGUUAGUGCCAGUGUCUCGGCCGUUGUGAGUAGUGAUCCUGCCUCGGAGCCGCCGAUGAAGAGGAGAGCCACAGAGAAGGAAGUUGCAGAUGGCGUGCAGUCUGCAGUCGAUGGUGCGAGCAAGCUCAUCUUCGCUCCUGAGACUUCUCCUGAGUCUGUGAAGCCAACAGGCUUUGGUUUCGCGAGUGCUGGCACAAGCAGCACGGCCUUUGGCACAGGCACAGCUGGGCCGGUGGUUUUUGGCUUCAGCGCGGGCACUCCUGCACAAUCUGGCGGUAUCGGCGCACCUGGAAGUUUUGGCAGCGGCUUUGGCCAGAGCGGCAGCGGCACGGGUGCUGUCACCUUCGGUUUCGGAAGCCAAGCCGUCAACUUUGGAAUCACUGCAGAUUCCGCACUGGCCAGCGCCAAGACGAAGGUGUUGGAAGAGCAGCCGGACUUCACUGCGACAGGGAAGGUACCUGUCGGAGAUGUUUUUGUUCAUGGAAGUGGCGAAUGCGAUCAGCUAGGUUUGGGUGAUGAUAUGCGUGAGCGCAAGAAGCCCACGAUCUUGAAAUCCCUAAUCGGGAAAAGCAUUUGCGAAAUUGCUGUCGGUGCCAUGCACGUUCUCUGCCUUUCCACAGGGGGAGCUUUGUACAGCUGGGGCUGCAACGAUGACGGGGCCCUGGGCAGAGCUCCUUCGGAUGGUUCGGACGGUGGCCCGUCGGAUGUAGAGCCACAUCUGGUGACAAUGCCAAGUGGAGUCGCCGUUCGCCAUGUUUCGUGUGGAGACUGCCAUAGCUGUGCCUUGGAUGAGAAGCGCCGGGUUUGGUUAUGGGGAACGUACAAGGAUUCCAACGGUUAUAUCGGCAUCGCACAGAAGCGCAAGCAGGAAGCGGAGGUCCUGGAGAAGAGCGCAGAACCGACGCUGGUCCUGGAGGGGUGCCUGCAAAUUGCAAGUGGUGCUAACCACACGGUGGCGCUAGCAGCUCCGAGUGGUCACAAUCAGGUGUUUGCGUGGGGCUCUAAUGCCACGGGACAGCUUGGUCUGCAAGACGCUUGUGGAUUCUCCGAGCGCACCCUGCCGUGCUCGGGCAGCGUUGCAGGCCUGGCACCGCGUGAAGGCGGAGGCUGUGAAGUCGCUGGCGAGCAGGUCGUGCGCAUUCAUGAAGCUGAUGGCUCUGUGCGUGCUGCUACUUCCAUGACUGCCGAACAGGUCCAGCAAGCCGUGGUGCAAGGUGCAACUGCCCUGGUUCUGCAGGUUGCAGAGCGGGAGGUCCCCAAACCAGAGAAGCAGAAACUGCUACAGCCACAACACGUACCGCUGGAAGUGGCUGCUGGGGAGCUUGUUGCUUCCGGGGUGCAUGCCAGCGCCGAGUGCAGCUUCAUAGCAUUCGAGGACGGUGCCGUGUUCGGCUGUGGGUUGAACGGCGAUGGCCAGGUUGGACUUGGGUUUGUGAGCAUGGCCGUGCAGCAGCUUCAGGCAGUGCCUGCUGUGCGAAAGGCUUCCUGGAUAGGUGGUGGACUGCACAGCACCGCAGCGCUGGUGGAUGGACGCGUGUUCACUUGGGGCAAGGCAGAGGAAUGCGGCAUUGGCUUGGGGGAGAAGGACCCUCCGGUGCUGCAGCCUCGAGAAGUUCAGGGGCUUCCGAGAGUUCGAGCACUGCGUUGUGGAGGCCAUCACAUGUUGGCCAGCACGGAGGGCGGAGACCUAUUUGUGUGGGGUUGUGGCUUGACGCAUCAGCUCGCCAACCGGCCACGGGACGUGUCAAACCCCGCUGAUGCAGAUGAGGAGCCCACAGAUGAGCUGAGACCCUACCAAGUGUCUUCGAAGCAGCUGCAGUCGCGCUUUGUGAUUGUGGCAGAUGGGGGAGCUCAGCACAGCGUGGAGCUAGCAUUUGGUGGCCAGUACAGCACGCUCAGCCAGGACGAAGCUGGCACCGGCUCACGCAUGGAAACGGAGAUGGAGGAACCCCCUGCAAAACGCCUACGAGCUCUUGAGGUGGCCGAAAUGGAUGCUGCCUUGGCUCCGGAGGUUCUGCGGGAGGUGCUGCGCUGUUUUUCUGGUCCCAUGCUUCAUGAGCCUCCUGCGGUGAGCUUCGGCAAGACGCCGAGCCCUCAGCAGCUUAAGACACUGUGGUCUCCACGCUCCUCAGCUUCGCAGAUGGAGGUCAACACUCCGAUCAAAGAGCCUUCGUCUGACCAGGAGGAGCUCGAGGAGCACAUGAUGGCUCAGAUGUCGUGCUUACGGCGGAGCACUCUCGAAGAACUGCUGCUGCUGGCAUCACGCCAUGACGAGCGCAUCGGUAAACGGAUAGCAGCGCACCACUCGGAGAUAGCCGACCGGCCGAUCAUUUGA